Messenger RNA from Linum trigynum, 1826 nucleotides. NCBI's taxonomy places the organism in Eukaryota, Viridiplantae, Streptophyta, Magnoliopsida, Malpighiales, Linaceae. The record is from the annotation of a GenBank genome assembly.
CAAUUCAGUAUUAAACACACUAUUCAUUAAAUCAUCAACUACCUUUCUAUGAAUAACAUGGCCACUUUCAAAUACAUUUUACAUUUUUUCUAAAUUCUUACCAAAUAUAUUAUUUUCCAAAUUUUAGAAGUUUCUCAAACUUCCGAAAAAUUACAAACCAACACAUGAGAGUGAUUUUAUUUUUGCCCACAAAAAAAAAAAGAGUGAUUUUAUUCUCAAAAGCUUAGUUGGAUUAAAGUUUUAUGAUUGCUUAUGUGCUAAUUAUUGAUAACCAUCAAUUCACCGAAAGAUAAAGAGAGUAUAUUAUUGGCCAUAUAAUGCAACUUUUUAAACCAGCCGAGUGGGCUUCAUAAUUUAAUCAUGGUGUUUUUCCCCCACCUCUUUUGGUAGAAAAUAAUGGCUUGAUUUCAUCAAAAUGUCUGCAACUAAAGAAUUUAUUCAUGAUAUAGCAUUUGGGGAAAAAAAAAUAUGGUAUAAAAUUUUAGGGUGUGCCUACAGUGAAAUGCAUGUCACGGUGACUUGUAUUUUCCGGUCGACCUCAUAUAGGAUCUGGUCGACCUCAUUUAGGAUUCGGUCGACCUCAUAUAGGAUCAGGUCGACCUAAUCUGUUGUUUCAGUGUAAAAACAGUUCAUGGUAUCUACUUUGGAUAUUCAUAUCAUACAAUUGGCUAGAUGGAAAUUAAAGACUAAUGACAUGUUUUGAAGCUGGAGUGUCCCUCUACAUAUUGAAGUGAUUGAGAGCUCGAUAGGAAGUCCAGAAGAUCAUUUUUGAACCUCAGUGGCGAUUCCGACUCCCGAAUUCGGCAGAGUUCGAAAAGGAGGACUCUGAGACGCCUUCGGUCGCGGAGACCAAAAUUGGGCAUUCUUGGCGUCCAAUGAUAGUUUCUUUGGUUUGUGAUCGAAUCAAGCAUCAAUUCAACACCUCUGGGCACUUCGGGGGCCGGUUUCCAGUGUUGAAUCAAUUGCAAGCUCGGGUGCAGAUGUUGUUCAAAUUGAUCCCUUCGGGGAGGGAUACUGCGACGACCUGAAAGGUAGUAAGAAGGUGGAAAUCAGUUCCACAAGCCCCAUCUCUUAUGUCGGCGGUUGGGACCUGAUUGGCCGGUCUGGCGGCGCCGCCGGUGUUUGCUGGCGGAUGGGGUCUCAGUUGCAUAAGGAGGAAAAAGAGGGUUUUUCGGGCGAUUGUUUCGCAGGGGUGGGCGAGAUCAGCGGAGCUCUGUUCCGAUCCAAAUCGAAUCUCAACCCCAGGAUUUCUAGUCCUAAACCAACACGUUCUCUAACAGAAAAUCGGAUCAGGGGAGUCUCCUUCUUGCUGGAGAACUCGGACUCCAUUCUAUUUAAAUGGACUUCUCCCCUCCCUGCUUCCCCACUUUGGUGUACGUCUCGACGCAUUGGGUUUACUGGCUAGGAAAGAAGAGAAAGGUCCAAUCAACUGCUCCCUGCUCCAAGAAAGCAUCGAGGUAUUGGUUCUCUCGCCCUCAUCCAUACGCCUCCUUUCGCGUUGACGAACCUCCUCUUCCCCGUUUCGACGGGUGCUCAAAACUUCUGGCCGGGCGCUGCAACGGUGCAGCUUCUCCUCCCUGCUUCGGCGAAAACCCCCGCCACGUCGAGGAGCUCCCUGGCUUCGCCGGUGUCGGCGGACCCUGAUCUACCUGUUCUGCCUGGUAAACGAGGGGGAGGCGAAACAAGCCUGCCGCUGCUGAGAUUUGGGCAGGCCUGGAGUGGCCCACGUGAUCCGAAACAGGCUGCUGCCUUUAGGGCCAGCCCACAGAAGUUUACUUUGGGCCUCGCGGACAGAAGUGCUGACCCAAUAAUGCAUUUUUUUAAUU